CAUGAAUUUUAAAUCUACAGUGAUUGGUGCAGGACCUGCAGGUAUCAUAACAGUGUGUUAAUUGCUUAAAAACAACUUGACUCCGAUUGCUUGGGUGGAUCCAAACUUUGAUUGUGGUGCAUUGAACUAAUUUACUCACAUACCAUCUAACACAAAAGUAAAUUUAAACAAAAUAAUUAGAUUCAACUAUUCCUAAACACAUUAAAGAAUAUGGGAUGGGUUGAGAAUCAUAAAGAAGUAGAAGACCCUACAGAAGUAUAGAAUUUUUAAUAAUUUUAGGUAUUCAAAAAUUUUGACCCAAAUACUACUUGCGAGCUUGGUCUUUCCUAUGAAAUGUUUAAGAAAGUGAUGGUGAUAUUGGAUCAAACAUGCAAAGGUUUAAUAAUGAAGAUGGAAAGUGUAGUAGAAAAAAUUGAGAACUUAGGGCACACUAAUAAAAUUACAUUAAAAAAUAAUUGUUAGGUAUUAAUAAUGACGAUUAUUUUAUUAGUUCGAAAGUGAAUAUGUCUUUCAUUGUACUGGUUCUAAAAGAAAUACAAUAGACUCAGUAGAUGCAUCACUCUACAAAGUUUAUCCUCAUCUUAAAGAAAUAGAUCUAUAUGAGGCUAUGAGUCCAGAAGAUGUUCAUUAACAUAUAACAAAUGAUGAUACAGUUUGUAUAUUUGGAAAUAGUCAUUCUGGAAUCUUGGCUGCCAUGAAUAUUUACAAUUCACCAAAUAGACCAAAACAUAUUUACAUUUUCCAAAGAAGACCUAUUAUUUUAGCUGAAUAUUUACCAGAUGGAAAAAUAGUGAAUGAUUCAACAGGAUUAAAAGGAAGAGUAGCUGAUUGGGCUAGAAAUAUUUUAAUUGGAGAAAAACCAAAGUGUAUUUCAGAAAUAGACUCAGCUGAAUAUAAGAAUUAUAUGUAACAAUGUACUAAAGUUAUUGUUGCAACAGGAUUCUAAAGAAAUACAUUACCUAUAAUAACUAUAGAUGAAAUGGAAUUGAUCGAUAAUAAGAUUAAUUAUGAUGAUGAAAAUAUGAAUUUAGUAUAUGGAGGAAGAGAGAUAUCUAAUAAUUUUGGUUUUGGAAUUGCAUUUCCAUAAAAAAUACUUGAUGCUAAUGGAACAUAUCAACAUGGAGUCGGUUUCUAUAAAUUUAUGCUCACUAUUACUAAAGUGAUUACAAAAUUAUAGAGUUGA
Paramecium pentaurelia is the source of this 1183-nucleotide messenger RNA. The record is from the annotation of a GenBank genome assembly. NCBI's taxonomy places the organism in Eukaryota, Ciliophora, Oligohymenophorea, Peniculida, Parameciidae.